This is a messenger RNA of Colletotrichum spaethianum, 249 nucleotides long. RefSeq lists its product as uncharacterized. Bases 1 to 249 code for a protein of 82 amino acids. NCBI's taxonomy places the organism in Eukaryota, Fungi, Ascomycota, Sordariomycetes, Glomerellales, Glomerellaceae. The record is from RefSeq and is a predicted model, not a curated record. The transcript has 2 exons.
AUGUCUGGGUCUAGCUACUACCAGCGUCCCGCAUCCAGAUACCCACAGUCGGCCUACAGCGGCUCUGCAAAUACCUCUGGACGGCCUCGUGACACCCCUACCUACCAAACGCCCUACACCACAUAUACAUCCUCACGAGACCCAAUGGAGAGCUUUUGGAUCACUGGACAGGAGACAAACAGGACGCAGCAUGCGGCCGGCGAGGUGGCCAGGUUUGAACUGCAAUGGAGCUCUGCCAGUCGUCGUUGA